UCUCGCGGGCGGUAUAAACAAAAGCGAGCUUACCGGCAAAACUGAAACAUCGAAAUGGAAAGUGAAAAGAGCGAAACUUGGGAGAAUAAAAGAUUGGAGGAAUUACGAGAGGGUGAUUUCAUAGUGACUCCUGGAGGUGACAUAUCGAAGCAGGAGGUACCGCACUGGUACGAUGCGAAGCAAUUCAACAGAGCUAAAAAAGUGUAUAAAGAUUAUUUUGCAAGUGUGAAUUUUAGCCACCUGUGCGGCCUACUGCUCUCUUUCUACUUCUCAAAAAAUAUAAAGACCCUACUUUCCACUGGAGAAUCUUCGAGCAAAACUGCCCUUCUGCAUCGAUACUUAAUGACGAUUCGACACAUUCAAAAGUGGUAUGAAGGCGACGUGUGGGAUGUUAAUGAUCCAGCACAUCGAUCUUUGGCUACAGUCAGAUCCAUGCAUGCAAGAGUGGCAAAAAGAAUGGCUGCCAGGAAUGAUGGCAUAGUAUACGUUUCCCAGUGGGACAUGGCAGUAACACAAUGGGCCUUUGUUGGACCCAUGGUCCUCUUCAAAUCCCGCGUCGGACUUCAUGGAUGUAGCGAUGAGGAUUACAAAGCCUUGAUCCAUUUCUGGAGGGUCAUUGGCUAUUUACUGGGCAUCGAAGACAAAUACAAUCUAUGUGAUGGGAACUAUGAACAAACUGUAAGCGCCUGCCAGAACUUACUGGAAAAAGAGUAUAAAGUAAGAAUGAGUAAUCCUGAUCCAUCUUCUGUGAAUAUGGCGAAGAACGUUGUUGCUGCCAUGAGUCUGAUUCAAGACUUUCUUACUUGGGAAUCUAUGGCAAAUUAUAUUCACGACUUAGUAGACUUACCUUGUCCUGAAUCCAUGUGUCUAGUUGAUUAUAUAUGUCAUUAUUUUAUGCGAUUUAUGAUGCUUUAUGUCAUUCAGUACGACACAGCUCGAUCUUUAUUCAAUGGGUUCACCCGAUGGAAGUUAGAUAUGGCUGAAAAGAAAGACACGGAGCUACAAAAAUCAAAGAAACAUCUUUUAUCCACGAAUGUCUCUGCAGGCUGAGGCAAACUGAACUGAAACAUUGAAUGAACUGAAAAAUCUUUGUCGAAGUUUAGAUUUUGCUGGUGUGUUAUAUAUAUUAGCCUCAGUAGCCGAAAUCAUAAAUAAUUGUAGAAUCUGUAAUAUUUUAGAUCUUGGAAAAGGACUUCACAGAUAUUAAGAGUAUUGCUUCGGUAUUUCUGUAUAAUGAGACAUUGAAGUGGUCGAUGGCUUCAUCCAUCUUCCAACGAAUGCCAAACUGGCAAGUGCUCAGCUAUGGUCGGAAGUGGAUUUCGGUAUCAGUGUGAUGAACAAUCAGAUUGUUUCUACAUUAUUUUGAAAUUAUUUUCUCUAUUCUGUGAUAAGGCAAAUGAUAUGAUUUUGCUAGACAUUUUUGAUAGACGUCCAUUUAUUUAUAUGGUUGGUACCUGUAGAGUAUUGAUUCGACAACCUGAAAAAUGUCUGCAAUUAGUUAAAAUUAGUUUUAGAUGUCUGAGGGUAUUUCAACAGCUAUCCUAUUGUACAAAUUCUCAUCAAAAAUAUGGAAAAAGCUGACAAAAUUCAUGUUUCUCUUUUAAUUCAUGGACAAUUCGGAAUUAUAUAUUUUCAGAUUCAUUUUGCCUUAAAUGAAAAUAAGUGAAUAUUUAGAGAAAUUUAACAUUAACUAAGUUUAACAUUGAGUAAAGUGAUUUUUUUUUUUUUUUUUUUUUUUUUCAUUUUCGCAUGAAAAUUCAUUAAUUCAAUUAUUUUAGUGUACUUUUUCCAAUGUAAAACUUACUCGAUGUAAUAUGAAACUCCAGGUUAUAUGAAUCAAUAGAUUCUAAGCACCUAUAAUCCGUGCCAAAGUACUUGAAUGUACAUAUCUGCAGUCGCAUAGCUAGAGGGAGGCAAAGGGGACGAUUCGCCUUGGGCGGAGAAGAUUAUUUUUGGUGUGCAUUAAAAGGCGCGGCAAAUGGAUCGCCGCAGGCACCAAAAGCCACUGCACCUCAAAGUUAAAAGCCAUGGGAAAAAGUUUCCUCUGAAUCAGUUCCAGGAUAUCACUGGUUUUUUUUUUUUUUUUUUUAAAUAAUUCAGUGCAGACUUUUGUUACAUUGUAACGAAUCAAAAAUGCACGUUCAUUCCAUUUUUCGGAAUUCAGAGAUUCAAUCAACCGUGCCAUUAUUAUUAAUGUGCUUUGCCAUAAUUAAAUAAUUAGAACAUCAUACUCAUUUAUACGCAUUUAGUGGUUAAAUUUGACUUCCUUAUAUUUAAUCCUUCAGCUACUAAGUUUCAUCUUGAGAAAGCUACAAAGGAACUGCAUGAAAGUUUUGUAUCUUAGAAUGACAGCUUCUUUAAAUGGUGCUAGCAAUUACUUGCCGUAACGCAUGGUCGAAGACGGAAUUAUUUUUUGUAACUUCCCUGUAAAUAAUAUUCGUUCUUAGAAAUUCGAUUUUUUAACACCUAAAGAAAGUGGCAUUGUUUUCAAGACUUGUAUAAAACCGUUUGCUACUAAAUGUAAAGGCCAUGGUAAGAAGGCUAUCUGUCAUUGUAUUGUAUUUGCCAUCCAAGUUACAGCGAAACAAAGCUUACUAUGCUAUAAAAUUAACCUUUUAAGAAAUAUGUAUUUUUAACAAAAUUUUGUCAUUUUUUAUAGCAAUUAUAUUAUGAAUAGGGCCGCGCUUUUCAUAUACCACAGCCUUCAUGCAACGAUAUUGUUGUUUUCAAAUAGAAUGUUGCCAUUUUGUGAAACAUAAUUGUUUAAUAAAUAUUUAUAUCACUAGCAUAACUAAAAAGAGACGUUUUGAACUCGUAUGUUAUGUACCUCCGAUAUAGAAUUUCUUUCUAGUUCUAUCUGCAUUAAAAGAAACGUCUUACAGAAGAAUUCGUUAGCUUUAUUGGAUUGCAAACAUCCGUAUGUCUUUAUUUUUAAUUUUAAUAAAAAAAUUUUUAUUUAUUUAUUUAUAUAUAUAUAUAUAUAUAUAUAUAUAUAUAUAUAUAUAUUUUCGUGUGUGUGUGUGUGUGCUUAGAAAACAGAAACGAAAAAAAUGGAUGUAAUUUUCUGCUGUAUCAAAUCUUAAAUUCUUGAAAUUCGAAAUAUUUACGAUUCCUAUACAAUUUACAUACCAUAUAUACGAGCGAAUAUCCUUAAAUUUAAGUUAAAGAUGAUAGGAAAAAAAAAAUAUUUUGUUUUCAUUUUUAACGAAGCUGUAAGCAAAAUACCUUUCUUAAGAAAGUACUUUUCAGUUCAUUAGAAAUUUUAUUCUUAUUAUUUGACGGAUGAUAUAAUGUACUGGUAUAUUUAAAAUUGUCAUCUAAUAAUACUGAAACGUGUUUUAUAUACUAUUUCUGUAUUUAUUGUUCAUAUUUUUUCUAGUUUAUACUUAAAACGUAGACUAUAAGUUUGCAUAUUACAGUAUUGCUAUUGCAUAUGUUAGUACUAUUUAUUGCAUAUUAAUAGUAUUAUUCAGUGUUACUUGGACCCGAAACAUGAUGUGUGCAAGUUACCAUUUAAAAGUUAUUCAUAUGAGUAUUUUAAUAAAAAAUGUGUUAGUAGAAA
Molecule: messenger RNA, 3562 nt
Organism: Stegodyphus dumicola
Lineage: Eukaryota; Metazoa; Arthropoda; Arachnida; Araneae; Eresidae
Molecular function (GO): oxidoreductase activity
Source: RefSeq, a predicted model, not a curated record